AAUCGAGACAAGAGGUCAAGGCUGUAACGCCAUUUUGGUAUUCCAUUUUUUCAGUCUUAGAUUAAAAACAAUAAUUUACAUAUUUUAAUGCUGUUUAGAAGUGUGUCAUUUAUAUGAAUUACAUAAUGAAUUAGCACGCGUGUAUCGUUAUGCUUUUUGUAUGUGGACAUAUUAAAAGCAGGUUUAAUUCUAAACUAUCAAUAUGUCUCGACGAAGACCAACUGAAGCGUCAUGGGAUAGUGAUGAUGAUUUAUUGAGAGAUGAUCUACCAGGAAUUAAUGCAUUUGCUAAAACUAAGCGAGAAGAAUCAGAAGAUGAAUUUGAUGAAGAUGCUCUGUUAGGAAGUGAUAAUGAAGAUCAAGGAAAUAGUGAUGAAGCUGACCCCGAACAACAAUCAUAUGUGAAUGAAGAAUCAUAUGAUAAUGCUGAAACAACCUAUGAUGAAUCAGAAACAACUUACGAUGAGUCUCAGACUUAUGAAGAGCAUGACACAAACUAUGAAGGCGCUGAAGCAAGUCAGGAAGAUGUAGAUGCCCUUGAAAUAGGUGUUGAUGAUGAAGAAUUUGAGGAAUAUGGAGGGGAGGAAUUUGAACUUUCAACUGGGGAAAAUAUGAGCUAUGGAGAGGGACAGAACAUGAGUGCUGUUGAAACCGAUCAAGAAUUAGAAACAUCUGAAGUAACAGCUGAUGAAACUAUGAAUCAAGAUGAAAUUGAAAACGAAAAUUUGGAUGUAAAUGAAGCAAAUGAGGAAGAAAGUGAAAGUGAUAGUGAUAGCGAUGGAGAUAAGAAAAGUCGUGGUAGAUUUAAAACAGAAAGAUCCAUUACAGUUACUAAGUCAUCGUCUAUUAGUAGAACAGACAUACCAGAUACACUAGAGAUUACAGAAGAACAGCAAGCCCAGAUAGAUGAUUUUAUGGAUAAUCAAGGACGUAAAAAAUUUGGAAAGGGUAGAGGUAGAUCUGAUCGAAUGGGGCAUAAUUCUCGUAAUCAAGAUAGACGUGGUCCUCCCGGGUUGAUGGAUAAACAACAUGGCUAUCCACCUCAACGUCAUCAGGGUUAUAACCCACGUCAUCCAUAUGGAGGGCCAUAUAAUCCCCCGUAUCAUAUGGGAGGGCCACCAAACCCACCUUAUCAGGUUCAGGGACCCCUCUAUCAAGGGUUUGAUCAACCGUUUAAUCCUCUAACUCCGGGUCCCCCAUCCCACCCAAGUCAUCAGAUGAACCAAGAACAGUAUUCGACCCCAGUGAGUUAUCACCAACCCCCAGUAUCUGUAUAUUAUACUCCCCCAGAACACCAUAUUCCUCCUGAACAUCAUAACCCUCCAGGCCACCAUCUACCCCCUGAGCAUCAUAACCUUCCAGGCCAUCUACCCCCUGACCACCAUAUACCCCCAGAUCAUCACAUUACCCCCGACCACCUCAUACCAGAUCAUCACAUACCCCCUGACUAUGCUUUAUCUGACGAUGUUACGGAACCAGAAUUGCAAAAUAGUCCUCCACCAACCUCUCAACCGGUUCAAGGAAAAUCGUCAACUCCAAGAAAAAUUCUUUUAAAUCCCCACUUUAAACCCAAGGGCCCCCCUCCACAAGUUUCAUGGGCUGAAGCGAAGCUACCUACUGAUCCAGUGUGCACAUCACAUGUACCUAGAAAGACAGAGCCCUCAUCACAAUCAAAAACAAAGUCUAAUAUCCACCCAUUAGACAUGCUGUUAUCUACUAGUCAGACAACACCAUUUACAACAGCAUCAUCACAGACAUGGACUCCCCAUAGUGCAACGGCUUCUUAUCUGCCUGUUAGUCAUUCUGAACCAAUACAAAGUUUUCAUCAUGGUGGUCCACCACAACAUUUUCAAGAUCCUAGAACAGAUUUUAGAUCACCUUUACAGCAGAACAGAUUACCAAAUAUGGUUGUGAGACCAUCAUUUCCUCCACAGCAUUCACCUUAUCAACCAAGAUCUUUGUUAGGAGCAGGUCCUCAACAUCCAGGUUUAGGGAAUGAAAUGCCAGCUCCGUUGUUAUCUGUUCCAGGUGGUAGAGGACCUUUAAUGAAUCAGUAUCGUCCAGAUUCUCCUUAUCCGCAACCCAUCAGAGGAGGACCACCACCAUUAUUACAACAAGGCGGUCGUUUCCCAAAUCAACCUCCAAUGCAAAGAAUGCCAAUGCCUCGACCUCAGGCACCAUUUCACCAAAAUCAGCAGAGGAUGGCACAACCUGAAAACCCACCUCGUCACUUUCUUUCAAACAGUCCACGUAAACAAUUUCAACAAAUGGGAAGAGGUCGGGGUAGGGGUCAACAUGUAGCAUCUCAAAAAAGUAAACCAGCAGAGCUCAAUGUUCCGGCCCAAGCCCAAAAACGACUUUCAACGUCAGAAACUGAAGAGAUCAUUCCUGAAAAAAUAGCCAAAGCAGAAGAUGUAAAAUCUACAGAAGUGGAACCUUUAGAUGAGGAGACAAUCAUUCUUAAUGAAAAAAUAGCAGAACAGAAGAAAUUAAGAGAAAAACUAAUCAAACAGAAAGAAAUGAAAAGGCGAAUUGCUGCUGCUAAACGUAAAAAAGAACUUGAAGAACGAUUGGCUGCCAAAGGUUUAACAUUAGCAGAUGUGGUAGGAGAUUCAAGUAGUGAAAAUGAAAAAAAUCUUACCGAAAAGGUUGAAACAGCUCCAGUUGCAACUACACCCCCACAAAAAAUAGUUAAACCAUACCCUCAACUAAAUGCAAGACCUCCAUUUAAUCGAAAUCCACAAAGAUUGCCCAAACCAAAGCCAGGUUUACUCAACCAAAAUAAUCCUGUGCUCAGAGGAAGGGGUACAGAUGGACAAGGUAUUAGAAUGCAGAAUCCCCAACAUCAUCAACAACAACAGCAUCAUCAACAACAACCCCAUCAUCAUCAACAACAGCAUCAACAACAACAACAGCAACAACAUCAUCAACAACCGCAACAGCAUCAUCAACAGCAUCAUCAACAACAACAUGGCCCCCCACCAUUAUUACAAGGACAGUUUAGAAUGAGACAUCCCAACCCACAAGGUCCUCCUCAUGCUCAGAAUCCACGUAUGAGGCCACCAGGACCUAUGAGACAUCCAGGGCCUCCACGAAUGCCUCAUGACGAUUUUAGAAUGCGACAUCCUGGUCCACCACGACAAAAUCGCCCUGGAAAUCCAAAUCAACUUCAAAGACUGCCAUCUGGUGCUAAUAUGAGAAAUCCUGGUAUGCAGUCGUUUGGAAAUCGAAGACCUAAUUGUCCACCUGGUGUGCGGCAACAGUUUCGUCCAAGGACUCCUAACAAUGAACAGUUUGCUUUUCCACAAAGUGGUGGUCCUAGAGGUCCAAAUAUGAAUCAAAGACCUCCCCGACCUUUAAUCGGUUCGGGAAAACCGCCACAAACACAGAGUAAUCCAAACAUUCAGAGUGUUUCACAAGACAAUCCAAGUCCUAAUGAAGGCAAUAUUCAGCGAGUUAAUAUUUUAAAUCCUCAGAAAAGACAGGUUCGUUUAAACAACCCGAAACAAAUUAAACGUGUGGUUAAUAAAAGUACUGGUAAAGUGAAUAUAAACAAUAUUAGAAAAAUACAAAGUGCUCCCAGUGGUAUGAAUGCUGUAUCAUCUGCUAAUAGAUUAGUUAUUCAAGGAGGAAAAAGAACUGUUAUAUCAAAUACAUUAAAACAGGUAUUAAGUGGUGGUAAAGAUAAAGUAUUUAUCAGUAAUUUAUCAGCAUCAACAACUAAAGCUCAAAUAGCUAAUUUAUGUAGGAGUGUUGGCACAUAUGAAAAUAUUCAGAUGUUUCCGGCAUCAAAGAAGGCUAUAGUCACUUUUCAAAAUCCUGAACACGCUGUGGUAUUUAGUAACAAAUUUAACAGAUAUAUGCUAGACUUGUCUCAUAUUAGUGUAACUUUGAAAUCUGUGAGCUGAAUGAAAAGACAUUUAAUCUUAGUUGUACAUAAUGUACAUUUUAAUCUUGAACAUAGAGUUUAUAUGGUGAAAAGAGGUCCCAAAUAUGUUAUUAUAAUGCAAAUGGUGGCUUGCUUAUUGAGAGCUGUAAAUUAAGAAAAAAAUAUCAUGGUAUUACAAAUUAUUGUGUAUUUCAUGUUUGGUUUUCAUUGUUUAUAUCAUGAUUAAGUGCUACUUGUAUUUAAUUUUUGGACAAGGAAUUGGACCCAAAGUGCUAUUCAAUAUGUUGUUCUUGGGUGUGAUGCUUUUCAAAAAAGCCUAAGGCUCCGCCAGGUCAAGUUCAAUUGGCAUGAAACUUGACAUGCUUGUUCCUUUGAUUGACAGACUUUGAUUUUUGACAUGAUGUCAUAAUUCCAAGAUGGCUGCGAUUACGUUAUGCUCAGUUCCUGGUCCAUAGUAAACUCAUACUUGUAUAUAUUCUGGGAAAGCUUAUUGUUACGAAAAACUAGCAAGUGGCCUAGAUCAAAUAUAAUGCUCACACAACGGGGUUUAAGAUUAUUUUGACAUUUACCAGAAAUAUUACAAGUGCUUUAAGCAUCUUGUAGUGUACUCAUAGAAUAUCAAAAUUCUGCAACAUGGACAUAUAUUGUGGUCACUUCGGCCAGUCCAUCUGUCCACAAUUUCUUGAGAACAGCUCUUCAGGGAUUGUUCAUUUAUCAUACUGAAGAACCCUAAAGAUGUAAAAGAAUCUCUGUUUUAACAUUGAUACGGUUUACAAAUUAGCACUAUUCUGUUCAGACUAAAGAUGGUAAAGAGGAACAAGUGAUUAUGUCUGGAUUCUAAAUGGACAUAAACAAUUUUGAUUCAGUGGAAAAAUAAUGUGGAUUUAGCUUAAUUUUAUGUUAUAAUUUAGAUUAUAAAGUAUUGAAAUAAUAUAUAAACAAAUGCUUAAUUUAGAUAACAAAAUAUUGAGAUAGCAUAAACAAAUGCUUAAUUUAGAUUACAAAAUGCCUUGCCUUUAGCCAGAUCAAUUUUAAUGUUAGUUAUUUGAGAUUAUUUUUUUAAAAAGCAUUUUACAUCUGAUCAAUUAUGAUAAUUUUGUUUCCUGUUUCUUGGAAAUUUUUGAUAAUUACUUGCAGAGUUAUGGGUCUUUGAUAUGUCUUGUGGACAUUAUAGUUGCUUAAUUUACAAGCGGAUUGACUUGAAAAUUGUUUCUAAUAACAAGAUGCAGCCUAUUGAUUUUCAAUGAUGAUAUAUAAUUAGACCUACACAGAGUUAUUGCCCUAAAGACUAAAGUUAAUUUCAGAGUGUAUUGCACUCUUUACAGACUGCACGGAUGACUAGCUAAUGUGGGCGUAUGCUUCAGUGCCUGGCAACCUAUCAUAUAGAAAAGGGAUUAGGUCUAACCAAAUAUGAUUAAAAUUGUUAAACUGAUUCUUCAUCAUUCAUUGUCAGUUAGAACAUCACUUUGAUUUAGACAUUAGAAAUGCUAACUCAGAAUUUUUCAUAUUGUGGUCUGAAUUCUUUACACUUUGGUCAGAAUUCUUCAUAUUGUGUGAUUUCUAGCCCAUGGUUGAAAAAUAUUGCUGCUUGACUUUGUCUCUUAGAAAGCUAUUACUGCAGAUAUUAAAAAUGAUAUGUUUCAUAUGAGAUAAAAUAAAAUUAAACAUGUUUUUAUGUAGAUAUUUGUGGCAAUUGAAAAAAAUUCAUCAUGAAUUAAAAAUAAAAUCAAACUAA
Patella vulgata (common limpet) is the source of this 5623-nucleotide messenger RNA. RefSeq names its product RNA-binding protein 33. The record is from RefSeq and is a predicted model, not a curated record. The transcript has 19 exons. Gene Ontology annotation, molecular function: RNA binding. The coding region runs from base 203 to 3907 and encodes 1234 amino acids. NCBI's taxonomy places the organism in Eukaryota, Metazoa, Mollusca, Gastropoda, Patellidae.